AAACCGAAUUCAGAAUGCGGGGAUAAUAGCGGAGGAGUUCGUAAAGUGGAGGAUGGGUACCACGUCUAGGAGGUUUCGCGUGCUGGGGCAGCUAGUGGUUGUCGAUUAUCAGUUACCCGCCUUCUCAGUAUUCGCCAUCAGCAUGUCUUACUCGUCUUCAACUUGACAUCACGACCUUCUAUCAAUCUCUAUCAUCACACUUCCGACAUAGGAGACGCUCGAGAUGUCAUCACCAAUGCCAUUCCGAAUCAUUAUCGUGGGCGGUGGGAUCGCAGGAUUGGCAGCUGCCAUAGCCUUACGGAAGGACGAUCGCCAGAUCACGAUCCUGGAACAAUCUCGACUCAGCACAGAGAUUGGCGCUACAAUCUCGCUCCAACCCAACGCCACGAGGAUCUUACAGCAGUCAUGGGGGCUAGAAGCCCUACUCGAGGACUCUAAUGGUACAAUCGAUCACGGGUUCAGGAUAUAUAGCGUUGAUGGCAAGAUGGUGAAUGAGAUACCUCUACGAAGUAAGACACAGUAUGGGGCAGACCGUAUUAUGUGGCACCGUGAGGAUCUUCAUGCCUAUCUCAGGGAUAAAGCCACAAGCACCGAACGGGAUGGCCAGCCGGCGGUUCUACGUACCUCAGCGCGAGUGUCCAGCUGCGACUGCGAAGAAGGCAAAGUGAUACUUGAGAAUGGUGAAACUCUGGAAGCAGAUCUUGUCAUCGGCGCGGAUGGCAUUCACAGCGCCCUGCGUACUUCUGUUCUCGGUAAAGAGAUUCAUCCCAAACCCACGGGGUCCUCAGCCUACCGGCUUAUGCUACCAACUGCGAUCCUUAACGAACGUGCGCCACAAUUCUCUGCGAACAUCAAACCAGAACAGCCCUACACAUCCAUGAUCAUGGCACACUCCUGCCGGCUUAUCAUGGGUCCCGCUCGCGACGCAAAGCUCUACAGCAUUGUCGGCCUAGUACCGGACGAGCAGAUGAAUGAAGAUCCUGAUAAAGCGCAGUCAUGGGUAACGAAAGGAGAUUCAGCAAAGAUGUUGGAGACCUUCAAGGACUUUCCCAGCUGGACCAGAGACAUGCUUCGAAAUGCCGACAGUAUAGGCCUUUGGCAGCUGCGCGACUUGGAUCCACUAGAUACAUGGCAUUCUGGGCGUACGAUUCUCAUUGGAGAUGCAGCGCAUGCUAUGCUGCCCACCCAAGGUCAAGGCGCAAGCCAGACUAUCGAGGACGCUGAAGCUUUAGGGGCGCUCUUCGACAGCAUCACUGGGAGACCUACCAAAGACGAAGUAUCUUUCAUCCUGGAAAACGUAUUCAAGAGUCGAUAUGAACGUGCGAGCUUGAUACAACGAUUCAGUCGCGAGGCUGCGAAGCCUGCGACGGAAAAGGGCAGCAAUGUCAUCAAAAUGCGCCCUGAUGAGUUCAUGGACUACAACUGCACAUAUCGGGGGGUACACGAUUGGGAACAAAAGCGUUCGAUUUCAGCAAUAACAGUCGGUCUCCAGAGAGCUGCAGUAGCUUAGACUUCGUCAGACACUCCAGUGAACAUGAGUGUUAACGAGACCCGAUCCAUGCCUUCUCAAUCGAUAUAUUUACUGCGAUUACAGUUGUAUGCCAAAAGCUUCAAUAGCUGAGGUUUGAGUCGUGAAUCAUGGUUACUGCCGAGGGAGUUGGAGGCUUGGCGAUUAAUGUGCCGACGGUUCGACUGCCGUGACUCCCCAGACGCACCCCGCAUCUGAGCAAGGGUAGGUGCGCCCACUUUCCGAAACCCGAGAACACGGUGCGCUUUGAACUACCUGCUCCUCUCCCACAUUUCCGUUCUUCAGCCUUUGGAUCAUAAUGUCUGUCGAUAUGGCGGUGACACCAACGAAUGCGCGACCCUCCAAGCGUCAGCGGACUUCCGAUGCCUCAAUUGGUGCGCUUCAGUGUCAAGU
Molecule: messenger RNA, 1921 nt
Organism: Alternaria alternata
Lineage: Eukaryota; Fungi; Ascomycota; Dothideomycetes; Pleosporales; Pleosporaceae
Product: FAD binding domain-containing protein
Exons: 2
Coding region: 224-1510 (428 amino acids)
Molecular function (GO): monooxygenase activity; FAD binding
Source: RefSeq, a predicted model, not a curated record